Molecule: messenger RNA, 246 nt
Organism: Loa loa (African eye worm)
Lineage: Eukaryota; Metazoa; Nematoda; Chromadorea; Rhabditida; Onchocercidae
Exons: 2
Coding region: 1-246 (81 amino acids)
Source: RefSeq, a predicted model, not a curated record
AUGGUACUAGCCGAAUCUUUACUAAGAUUCGUCUGCCAGAGUCUAGAUGGUUGGCCAGCCCACUCUGCCCGUGGACAUUUUGUCUCUGACCCUUCAGUUAAGACCAGUCUGGCAGGAUACAUACCUUGGCGGAGGCAUAAAACAUUACCAGCAUGGCUUGCAGCCCUCAUAAUGGCACGCAAGAGGGCCCGUGGAGAAAUGAAUUCAAUAAGCACUCUGGAUUGUCCACUCUUGCAUGCAAAGUGA